Molecule: messenger RNA, 1683 nt
Organism: Amphibalanus amphitrite
Lineage: Eukaryota; Metazoa; Arthropoda; Thecostraca; Balanomorpha; Balanidae
Exons: 4
Coding region: 1-1683 (560 amino acids)
Source: RefSeq, a predicted model, not a curated record
AUGUCGCCUGAGGCGUCGGCCGCCGAGAUUGACCGGGACAGAGUGGGAGUGAUGGGCCAGCUCCGGCCCGAUCCUCCGGACCGCUCCCACACUCUGCCUCCCACCCUCAACGUCCAGUCACUCAAGCCCAAGAUCGCAGACCUACGGACUGACCUUCCUGACUACCAGUACGAUGUGUUAGCAUUGUGUGAGAGCUGGCUGACGCCUAGCGUACCGAAUAGACUUCUGAACAUAGACGGUUACCGGCUGUACAGGUGUGACCGUCCCGACACUCGCGGACUAGCCAAGGGACGCGGUGGUGUGGCGCUCCUGCGACUCCGCCAACUUCUGACAACAUACGGACUGACAAUCAGCAACAACCGGCACCCGACCUACCGACCGGCCGGCUCGCUGCUGGAUAUCGUGGCUGUCAGCCGCCCUGACUACCUGCUGCGCGCUGGCGUCACGCGCUGCCACUAUGGCACCCCGCACGAUUACACCCGAGCUGUGCUGCAGUGCACCGGCAGGACCAGGGUGGCCGGCCCGGUCACACAGCGCCGGCGACUCGGCCGGAUCGACGCCGACAGCUUCAACCGGCAGCUGAACAACAUCGACUGGAGCCCAGUGUUCCGGACACAGCUGACAGCCAGCAAGUGGGAGUCGUUCUGCGACAUCUUCCUCGGGCAGCUGGACACAGUGGCACCCGUUACGAGGGUGCAGCAGCGACCUCCUGGGAGCCUGUUGGUCUCGGCACCUACCAGAGACCUGAUGGCGCGACGGAGACAGGCCCUGCGCCCUGGUGGCGACCGAGAGAACUAUAAGGAGCUGAACCGUCUGUGCCGCGCGGCUGUCCGGAAAGACCAGCAGGCCCACAUCAACCGGGAACUGGCCAAAGCAGGGCCUAGCAAAGUCUGGCGGGUACUACGGCCCAUCAUCGGCAGCAAGAAAGAGGCUGCGGUUCCCAGCGCCACGCCCGACGCGCUAAACGACUAUUAUGUGAGCAUAGGGCCAAUCACAGCUGCCAGCGUCCCCCCGCCCACGGUACCAGUGCCGGUCAGACUGCCGCGUGUCACGACGAGCCGGUUCAGACCGCAACCGAUCGACAUGGACACGCUCGGCCUGCUCCUGCUACACAUGAAGCCGUCAACUUCAACAGGCAACGACGGGAUCAGCGUCAGCAUGUUCCGCACCUUCUUUUGGGGCAUGGGUCACGUCCUGUUGGACAUAGUCAACUCCAGCCUGACGACCAGCAACGUGCCCGGCCCCUGGAAACAUGCAAUGGUAACGCCAAUCCCAAAAGGACAAGGACCAUCGGAGCCAGCAAACACUCGCCCGAUCUCCAUCCUGCCGGCGAUAAUGAAGGUUGUUGAGCGGGUCGUCCAGCGCCAGCUGGUGCAGUACUUGGAGGCCAACCAGCUCCUGUCAACCACCCAACAUGGCUACCGCAGCGGCCGCAGCACCGAGACGGCACUCAGCGUCAUCACCGACCGUGCGCUGGAGGCGAUGGACGCUGGAGAGGUGUCGAUCCUGGUGCUGUUGGACCUCUCCAAAUGUUUUGACGUUGUGCCGCACGGGAGACUGCUGGAUAAGCUCGCACUGUAUGGGGUAGAUACCGAGUGGUUCGGCAACUACCUAAGCGGACACACUCAGCAGGUGCAGAUGGCCAGUGGUGACGGUGGAUACACGAUACUCAACUUCUUGUGA